Messenger RNA from Hemibagrus wyckioides, 2232 nucleotides. Its product is annotated as NACHT, LRR and PYD domains-containing protein 1a-like. The record is from RefSeq and is a predicted model, not a curated record. NCBI's taxonomy places the organism in Eukaryota, Metazoa, Chordata, Actinopteri, Siluriformes, Bagridae. The coding region runs from base 200 to 1552 and encodes 450 amino acids. The transcript has 10 exons. Gene Ontology annotation, biological process: regulation of apoptotic process; inflammatory response; innate immune response.
GUGUCUGUGUUAGUAGACACCAUGUGAAGGUGGUCAGAGAUGCUGAGAGAAAAAAAAUGUUUGAGGACAAGCAGUGGCUCCUGUGAAUCAAUUAUAUAAAUGAUAUGAUGCACACUUUAAUAUAUAUUAUACAGUAUGAUACUUAAGGAAUUCAAUUCAACACAAUUCAUUCAAAAAUUCCUUUAAUUAGAGUUGCACAAUGUCUUUACACACAUGUGGGUGUCCGCCUACAGUAUAUGUAUAUAUACAGGCAUAUGUUCUUAAACUGAAAGUACGGCAAAGGCAUUCUUUGUUGCUCUGUCAUUUCCUCAGCUACUUAAGUUUUGAAAAAGUGAUAGAGAAACAACCAGAGAUGUCUGUCAGCUGUGUAUGUUUUUCACAUUUUGGUGAACACAAUAGGACAGACACUGGCUGCACAUCUAUACUGCAGACUCUCUCCCCCGGAAAACCCUCAGCAGACAUUUGUCAUCAGCUGAAACCAUUUACACCUCACUUGGUUAAAAACUGUGAAGAGGAUGAAUACCGGUUUUUCUGCCCUUGUCCUGGUCAGUUCCUGUGUGAAUUUACCAACAUUGUGUUUGAGAUGGAAAGUGAAGGGGAAGUGAAGUACAGAAUAAUGUCCUGGGACAACUGGCUCUUAAACAAUUUACCCCCCCCAAAAAAACCUGCAGGACCUCUGUAUAAUAUUGACGGUCCCAAAGAUUCAAUCCUUCGUUUGCACUUCCCACAUUGUGAGACGGGUAAAGGCAAGGCAAAACUGGCUGUAGCACAUGUGUCUGAUGGUAAAGUGGAGAUCAUUCAGCCACAAACAGUGACAGACACACAUGUGAUCAUAAACAUUCAGAGUCUCUGCCCAUUUGGUUUAAUUUCACCCUGGAAUACAAAUUUCAUCAGGGCCCAAGUUCUACUGUUCUACAAAAAAUUUACAGAGCACAACAAGAGUAAACUGAACAUCCACCUCCUGCCAGCAAAUGUGCCAGUUAAAGAGGUGCAGAAACAAUACAAGAGCUACACAUACAUUGUGACAACUGCCAGUUGUGAGCUGAAGCCUAGAACAAGAUACAAACUUCGCUGUAUUACUCCUGACAGUGUUUUACAAUCUGAGCUUGUGGAAUUUCAUCGUGACUGUAGCCCCAACUAUCACCCCACGUUUGACAUGCUCUUAAAUAUUGAGGUUACUAAACUCACAUUAAUUCUUUUGAAUAGAAGAGGCAGGGAGGUUUGGACACCAUCUGUAGUCUUGCUUACAGGUACAGAGCCAGACUCACACAGCCUGGAUACAGCAGGUGCUGACUUUGUGGAUGAACACAGAGAAACACUCAUUCAGAGAUUUCCUUCAGAGAUGGAGGUUGCAGACUGUCUGAUAGGCAAGAACAUGAUUUCUAAGGAGAUGUACAAUAACAUUCAGGCAAAGUCAACACCUCAGGAUAGAAUGAGAGAACUGUACACAUAUCUUGACUCAGUGGGAAGAGCUGCAAAGCAAGAAUUCUAUAACAUCCUUGAAAAUGACCACAGCUGUUUAGUUGAUGAACUGAAGUCAGGUCAGACUUGAGCUGGAGUAAAUAACACACUCUAAAUUAUUCACACACAUUCUAAAGAUCCAUUUAGAUGUUAAUACACACACACUUAUGGCAACAUGUGUUUUCUCUGUUGAUAAUUUUAAUUCUAUUUCAUUACUCCGUUCUAAUAUGCUAAUAUGUAUAUGUUAUAUAAAAUUAAAUCGAACCUUAAUUUCUUAUCAUUUCCACAUCGUAGAACAAAAUGAUACAAAAAAAAAAUUUACAUUUGUAAUUAUUGUGAUUAUUAUGUGAUUAUUCUAUUAUUUUGCUUCCAGUGGAUUGAGUUCAUAACUACACAUUUAUUUAUCGUAGGCUAUAUUGUACAUUUUGAUCUGAAUUUUUAAAGCAGGGGUGUCAAACUCAUUUUUAGUUUUAUUUAGAAACAAAUCUCUUUGUGCAAAUCUCUCUAUGCAUUUUGUUUCAUUUAAUUAUUAUAUUGAGGUUUUUUUUUUAAUGGUCUGAUUUCUUUACAUAUCUUUCCUUUAAUCUCUGAAAGUGCUUCAUGGCUGUGCUCCAGUCUGUUCCCAUGUUCCUCGCCUAUUUUCAGAAGUGUUAUGCUAAAUGUUUUAUUCAUAUUUUUAUUCCUUUUUAUUUAUUUUUAUUGAUAAAAGUAACAAACAGGUGAUCAUAGAUGUUAUAGAUAAUUAAUCAACACCAGUUUCCUCGUCUUUAA